Papaver somniferum (opium poppy) is the source of this 1665-nucleotide messenger RNA. Its product is annotated as (S)-N-methylcoclaurine 3'-hydroxylase isozyme 1-like. The record is from RefSeq and is a predicted model, not a curated record. Lineage: Eukaryota; Viridiplantae; Streptophyta; Magnoliopsida; Ranunculales; Papaveraceae. Gene Ontology annotation, molecular function: monooxygenase activity; oxidoreductase activity, acting on paired donors, with incorporation or reduction of molecular oxygen; iron ion binding. The transcript is spliced from 2 exons. The coding region runs from base 31 to 1494 and encodes 487 amino acids.
CAAAGAAAAAUACAUUGAGAGAAAGAAAAUAUGGAGAUCGUCACAGUAUCACUUGUAGCAGUUGCGAUCACUACUUUCUUAUACUUAAUUUUCAGAGAUUCAAGUCCUAAAGGUUUGCCACCAGGUCCAAAACCAUGGCCAAUAGUUGGAAACCUUCUUCAACUUGGUGAGAAACCUCAUUCUCAGUUUGCUCAGCUUGCUGAAACCUAUGGUGAUCUCUUUUCACUGAAACUAGGAUCUGAAACAGUUGUUAUAGCUUCAACCCCAUUAGCAGCUAGUGAGAUUCUAAAGACGCAUGAUCGCGUUCUCUCUGGUCGUUACGUGUUUCAAAGUUUCCGGGUAAAAGAACAUGUGGAGAACUCUAUUGUGUGGUCUGAAUGUAAUGAUACAUGGAAGAAAUUGCGAAAAGUUUGUAGAACGGAACUUUUUACGCAGAAGAUGAUUGAAAGUCAAGCUGACAUUAGAGAAAGUAAGGCUAUGGAAAUGGUGAAAUAUUUGAAGAAAAAUGAAGGAAAUGAAGUGAAAAUUGUUGAAGUUGUAUUUGGGACAUUGGUGAAUAUAUUUGGUAACUUGAUAUUUUCACAGAAUAUAUUCAAGUUGGGUGAUGAAAGUAGUGGAAGUGUAGAAAUGAAAGAGCAUCUAUGGAGAAUGCUGGAACUGGGGAACUCGACAAAUCCAGCUGAUUAUUUUCCAUUUUUGGGUAGAUUUGAUUUGUUUGGGCAAAGAAAAGAUGUUGCUGAUUGUCUGCAAGGGAUUUAUAGUGUUUGGGGUGCAAUGCUCAAAGAAAGAAAAAUACCCAAGCUGCAUAACAACAGCAAGAAGAAUGAUUUUGUUGAGAUUUUGCUCGAUUCCGGACUCGAUGACCAACAGAUCAAUGCCUUGCUCAUGGAAAUAUUUGGUGCGGGAACAGAGACAAGUGCAUCUACAAUAGAAUGGGCGUUAUCUGAGCUCACAAAAAACCCUGACGUAACAGCCAAUAUGCGGUCGGAAUUGUUAUCUGUGGUAGGGAAGAGGCCGGUUAAGGAAUCCGACAUACCGAACAUGCCAUAUCUUCAAGCUUUUGUUAAAGAAACUCUACGGCUUCAUCCAGCAACUCCGCUGCUGCUCCCUCGCCGAGCACUUGAAACGUGCAAAGUUUUGAACUAUAUUAUCCCGAAAGAGUGUCAAAUUAUGGUGAACGCCUGGGGUAUUGGUAGGGAUCCAAAAAGGUGGACUGAUCCGUUGAAGUUUUCACCAGAGAGGUUCUUGAAUUCGAGCAUUGAUUUCAAAGGGAACGACUUCGAGUUGAUACCAUUUGGUGCAGGGAGAAGGAUAUGUCCUGGUGUGCCCUUGGCAACUCAAUUUAUUAGUCUUAUUGUGCCUACUUUGGUACAGAAUUUUGAUUGGGGAUUACCAAAGGGAAUGGAUCCUAGCCAACUGAUCAUGGAAGAGAAAUUUGGGUUGACACUGCAGAAGGAACCACCUUUGUAUAUUGUUCCUAAAACUCGGGAUUAAUCUCAACGAAGAAAUCUUAAAUUCAUAUGAUUAUCGCUACUUUAUUCGGGUAAAAAAGAAAGAAACAAAAAAUGUCUUUUAGUAUGAUGCAAUUACCUUUUCACUAGAUAACAAAAAUUCUGGUAUCAUCUUUACAAUGUUGAAAUUACAUUUCACUUUUCUGCUUGCUUA